Messenger RNA from Sphaeramia orbicularis (orbiculate cardinalfish), 4941 nucleotides. Its product is annotated as cyclin-dependent kinase 17-like. Gene Ontology annotation, molecular function: ATP binding; cyclin-dependent protein serine/threonine kinase activity. Gene Ontology annotation, biological process: protein phosphorylation. The record is from RefSeq and is a predicted model, not a curated record. The coding region runs from base 351 to 1982 and encodes 543 amino acids. Lineage: Eukaryota; Metazoa; Chordata; Actinopteri; Kurtiformes; Apogonidae. Gene Ontology annotation, cellular component: cytoplasm; nucleus. The transcript is spliced from 19 exons.
UGUGCUGACACGGCGGCGGAGGACCCUCAGAUCCACUAGUAAUCACCACUGGCUCCCACUCUUCCAUGGUCUCCGCUUGAAAAACCCACAACAGCGCUUCCUAUUUUCCAUUGGGAGUGAAACUUUAAAGACUGAAGAAGAAGCAGAGCCAUGGAGGACGCCAUAGCCCCAUGGAUAUAAACAACACCGACGGCAGAAAGUAGCUCCACCGCCGAAACCACAGAGAAGCAGUCGGUGCUUUUUUACGCUCAGAGGGAAAGACGGCAUCCGGCCUGAGAAGAAGCUCCGAGGUCGGGGACUCCGGACGGAGCAACGCUCAUCGUUUCUGGCCUCCCCUUCCCGAGAGCUCCAUGGAGAAGAUGAAGCGUUUCAAGCGACGCCUGUCUCAGACACUACGAGGCAGCCACACUAUUGAUGAGUCGCUGUCGGAGUUGGCUGAACAGAUGACCAUCGAGGAAAAUGGGCUGAAGGACAGCGAGCCCAUCGUGAGGAAUGGACGGCCACCGUCGGCCCACAGUGUCCACUCCUUCCUACACCAGUACACGGGCUCCUUUAAAAAGCCUCCUCUGCGACGGCCUCAGAGCGUCAUUGGCGGAGGCCUGGGCUCACUCAUGGUCAUGCCUCGUAAUGGCAGCCGCCUUGAUAUCGUCCAUGAGAAUCUGAAGAUGGGAUCAGACGGAGAGAGUGACCAGGCAUCAGGGACCUCCUCCGAUGAGGUGCAGUCGCCGACGGGGGUUUGUCUGAGGAACAGAGGGAACAGACGCAUCUCUGCUGAGGAUCUGAACAAGCGUCUGUCCCUGCCGGCUGACAUCCGAAUACCUGAUGGAUACCUGGAGAAGCUGCAGCUGAGCAGCCCGCCAUUUGACCAGCCGCUGAGCAGACGCUCUCGCCGAGCAUCACUGUCCGAGAUUGGAUUCGGGAAGCUGGAAACCUACAUCAAACUGGACAAGCUGGGGGAGGGCACAUAUGCUACAGUGUUCAAGGGGAGGAGUAAGCUGACGGACAACCUAGUGGCACUGAAGGAGAUCAGACUGGAGCAUGAGGAGGGGGCGCCGUGCACAGCUAUCCGAGAAGUGUCGUUAUUAAAAGACCUGAAACAUGCCAACAUUGUGACUCUUCAUGAUAUAGUCCACACGGACAAGUCGCUCACACUGGUCUUCGAGUACCUGGACAAAGACCUGAAGCAGUACAUGGACGACUGUGGGAACAUCCUGAGCAUGCAGAAUGUCAAGAUCUUUCUCUUCCAGAUCCUGCGGGGUUUGGCAUACUGUCACAGACGGAAAGUUCUCCACAGAGACCUAAAACCCCAGAAUCUACUCAUCAAUGACAGAGGCGAACUCAAACUGGCAGACUUUGGCCUAGCGAGGGCCAAGUCAGUGCCCACUAAAACCUACUCCAACGAGGUGGUCACGCUUUGGUACCGGCCUCCUGAUGUGCUGCUGGGCUCCUCAGAGUACUCCACACAGAUUGACAUGUGGGGUGUGGGCUGUAUCUUCUAUGAGAUGGCUGCUGGCAGACCCCUGUUCCCUGGUUCCACUGUGGAGGAUGAACUGCACCUCAUCUUCAGGUUGCUCGGUACUCCCAGUGAGGAAAGCUGGCCUGGAAUAUCCUCUAUCGAUGAGUUCAAAUCCUACAAGUUCUCCAAGUACAAGGCUCAGCCCCUCAUCAACCAUGCACCCAGCCCUCUAAUCAUUGGAUAUGGAAAUGAGCAAAUGUUUCUAAUGCAACCCAGGCUGGACACGGAUGGCAUCGACCUCCUGAUGUCAUUCCUAAAAUAUGAGUCAAAGAAGAGGAUUGCUGCUGAUGAAGCAAUGAGGCAGCCAUACUUCAGGAGCCUGGGGCCACGUGUGCACACGCUGCCAGAAAACAUAUCCAUAUUUACACUGAAGGAGGUCCAGCUGCAGAGGGAUCCCGGCUACCGGAACUCCUCCUACCCAGAGUCAGGCAAUGGAAAGAGCAGAAGACAAAGCAUGCUGUUUUAGAAUUUCUGGACUGUAUUUUCUGUAUUUGAGAAGGAUCUCCUGGCUGUACAGUUUUGCCAAUGGAUGCUGGCAUGGAGUGGGACAAACCUCCCAUCAUUUCCUUCAUCAUUAUCACUCCCCCAAUAUGACUUGGGGAACUCGUCCACAGUGCAACCUUCUCCUCCUCAUCCUCCUCCUCCCUCCAGGUUUGGCCUGGCCCAAAAGAGACAUUUAUAUACUGUACAGCUAUAUUUAUUAAGAGAAUUUGCUGCUAAAUCCAACUACUGUCUAGAAUUCUAAUGGGCUCAGUCACUUUAAUGAGUACAUGCAAUUUGUAUAGAUUUUUAAUUUAAAUUUUUUUGAAGUGGUGGUAUUUUUAGUACUUUUUUGGUCAUUAUCUCCAUUUUCAUACAUAAAACUCCACCUCGAUGCUCCGGAGUAUGUGUGCAUAAGGCAAACAGAGGAACAGAGGGAUGUUUCUGUAGCACAUUGACAGGUUUCAUUUGUUUUGUUUUUUUUCUCCACUGUUCCUGCCAUUUGUGACUAGUUCCUCUUAAGGUUUUUAGGGCAGCUCUGAUACGGAUACAACUGAUUUUUUUUUUGCUUUCGGUGAAAGCAGAUCACACUCUUGCGGGAUCAUUCCAGGAUGCUGUGAUCUGUAGUUGUGACCAAUGAACAAAUGCAGGGAAACCAAAAGGCAAUGUAGAGUUCCUACCACGGGCAUUACAAAAUUAAACGUCUCUUCUGGUUAACUGCAGCUCCACACCCUUGUUCCUUCCCACCUCAUUCUGCAAAGUGUUGGAUUCUGAAGUGCAUUACCGAUGUGUUCAUCCUUCCCAUUCCCGAGUUCAACUAUAAAACAGAUCCUUAUGUUUUUUUCUGGGUUGCCUCUGCCAUCAUGUUCCUUGCCUGCUCUGUCAUAUGAGGAAGCACACCACCGCUGAACUCCUCUUCUUCAGGGAGCUCGAGCUCUAGUCCUGCCCUUAGUGAACACAAUACUGAGUCACAGUCUAUUUAACAGUGUUACAAGAAAUGUUUUGUAUGAUAUUCUUUAACUUUAUUUGUGAAUCAUUGUUACUGGUGCGGGAUGUCAUUGCUGAUGCCCUCCCAUAUUUGAGUUUUUUCCAGAGUAAAGAAAAUUAAAUCUUAAAGUUUAAAAGAAAAUCAUUUGCUCUUUUCAUUUUUUUCUCUGUAAUUAUAAAGGCAGUGUUCAAGCAUUCAAUGCUUCAUUUAUUGAAAAUAACAAGACAUUCUUCACAUACAAAACCAUACAGAAUACAUACUGUAUACCAAGUCCAGUAUAAAAAAAAACAAGUGUUACAAAGGCUUUUUUCUUUGAUUUAAAAUCUCGUCUUCAUUUAAAGAUUUUGGGGAAAAAAACAUGACAAGGCACAGCCGGUACUAUCUGAGAAGCAUAGUGCAUAUAAUACAUACAACAUCAAACAUGAAACCACCAGUUUCACACUAUGACCAUGUUAAGAAAAGGAAGUUUUUAAACAGGCUUAAACGACCAAGCUGUCUGCACAGAACAGAAAGCUGAAGUCCCUCCCCUGGUGGUGCCCCAUCAGACAAUAUUACAGUCAACAGUAAAAGAUAGGUGAUUAUUUUUGAUCCCAUUUGUGUUGUGUAUCAAUUACACAUAUGAUGUUUUUCAGUUUAAAAGACAAUGUUAGUCUAUAAAGCAGUUUGUUGUAAAACUGUUGAUGUAUCAAACUGUGAAAAUACAUAAAUAUAAAGACUAUACACCUGAAACACAUGGAGGUGACGUCAUUAUAAUGGACAGAGUCGGAAGAUGUCUCUGCAGCUUCAGCAUGACCAGACUGGAUGGAUUUACACCUCUUUAAUACUUUUUCACCUCCACCUCGAAGAAGAAGGGAAAAUGCACAAAGACAGUGGUUUGCUGUUGGUGACAUGUAUCACGCGGUAUCACGCGUGACAAAACAUGCAGUUUGUUCAGCUGUUCAACACAAAACUAGAUGUUUCUUUACUAUCUUUAAUUGUGACUUUUGUCUUGAAAUGAUCUUUUACAUUGAUAAACAAUUCAAACGAUAAAAAAAAUUUGUCCCAUCAUUAACCGUUGUUCCUAUUUUUUCUGAAGUUAGUUUCCAUGAGGCACAGCAGAAAGGGUGGGGCUUCGGCUCUAUGAGCAGCUGGUGAGUUUUUACACGUCACUACUGUCCACAGUGGACAGAGUCAUGUGGAAUUGUGCUGUAAUUAAUCACAAAGAGCCAGACGUCUCAGGCUUCAUGGCAUAUGGCUUUUACCAAGUGCUUUCACCACGAAUCUGAAGGAACUCAAGUGCAAAAGUGUGAGGUCACGUUAUGUUUCAUGGGAGUAAAUGAAAGUUGACGGCUGAUGAUGAGGAUGACUGUGACAAACAUGAGAUGGAUGAAAGUGAGUGGGUUUUAUCUUCUUACACAGACCCUGGAUCAGGAUUUGUGGAUGGUGGGGGACAUGAGCAUGGAGGCGGGUGUUCCUUCCAGGUUUGGCAGGGGGACAGGCAUGUGUCCGUUGAUUAGGCUGGGGAACUGUGGAGGAAAAGAAAAGGGCUGAGCGUUAGCGAGUAGGGGACGGAGGCGGUGUGAAAGCUGCUUUCCGAAGAAGAAGUCAACACCAUUUGUGCACACAGAAUCCGGGUCUGUGUGUGUGCAGAUGCUUAAAUGGGGGUGUGGUGUGUGUGCUUCACAAAUGAGGAGCAGCUCUCAAACCAGUCCGCCCUGUUCAGACUGGCUCCCCUGGGCUCAAACAGGAAGUAUUCACAGGAUUUCCUUUCCCUCUCACAAGCGCUGAAACAGGACACCUCUGCUGGACCUGCUCACUGAGUCUCCAAUCACACAACAACGGCCUCGGCUGCUUUUACUUUUUAAAUGACAUCAAUAGAUGCUUGAAAAAUCAGAUCAGGACGUGUUCUGACUUGCAGUUAAAAAAUGACAACCAUCUAUAAUUCUGUUUGGGUGAAUAAAACAGGCAGCUAAACUAA